This is a messenger RNA of Auxenochlorella protothecoides, 432 nucleotides long. RefSeq lists its product as hypothetical. The coding region runs from base 1 to 432 and encodes 143 amino acids. Lineage: Eukaryota; Viridiplantae; Chlorophyta; Trebouxiophyceae; Chlorellales; Chlorellaceae. The transcript has a single exon. The record is from RefSeq and is a predicted model, not a curated record.
AUGAGCAUGAUCCAACAGGUGAAUCUCACGAGCACUGGCAUCUCCCACCAGGCUGGCAAUCACAGCCCUCCAUUGUGGAUCAGGCCUCGGCCGUGCCCACGGCGAUCUGACAUACCUAUGACAGGAAGCUGGCCCUUUAGCCCGAUGCUGACAGAUGAGGGCUGGAUGCUGACUGCACAGUCCCUGCCCUUGGUGCCACGUGGGAUGGGUAUGGAGACCAGCACCUCUGCCAGGGUCUGCGUCCAGCUGUAUGUCUCCAUAUCAGCACCAUUGCCGGAGUUUGGCUCUGCAGGGCAUGGGAGCACUGGGGGGUGUGCCGGAGAGCUGAGGGGUGUCGGCAGGUUGCCACAGGGAGGAAAUGCACAAUCCCCGACCCAAUCGGUACUCACUCAGGCCCUGGGAUGUCUCCGCCGCAGCUGGGCCUUCUGGUGA